Pelobates cultripes (western spadefoot toad) is the source of this 20694-nucleotide messenger RNA. The record is from the annotation of a GenBank genome assembly. Lineage: Eukaryota; Metazoa; Chordata; Amphibia; Anura; Pelobatidae.
ACUACGUUAGCCAGCCGUGCGUGACCUCUUGAGAUAUGUGUGUGAACCUUACGUCGCUCCGCCUUCCCCUUGCCGUCCUCGCGCUGCUCGCUAGCUGGGGAUUUUGAAAGUGUCAGCGCGGCGGCCUUACACUGCCUGUCAUGGCCUUCAGCUUCGGCUCCACCGCGGGGACCGCGGCCAACCAAGGUGAGACCCCAUCACACCCGCCUGGGCCCCGAGCUGGCCAGGAGCGUGACUGCCGUGUGUGAGCAAAUAGGGGCCGGCCUGCGGGGGGGGGGGGGCACUGGGAGAGUCCUGGCUGGCUGAGGGGGGGGCACUGGGAGAGUCCUGGCUGGGCUGGGGGGGCACUGGGAGAGUCCCUUGGCAGGGUCCUGGGAGAGUCCUGGCUGGCUGAGAGGGGGGUCCUGGGAGAGUCCUGGCUGGCUGAGGGGGGGCACUGGGAGUCCUGGCUGGCUGAGGGGCACUGGGAGAGUCCUGGCUGGCUGAGGAGGGGGUCCGGGGAGAGUCCUGGCUGGCUGAGAGGGGGUCAUGGGAGAGUCCUGGCUGGCUGGGGGCCCUGGGAGAGUGCUGGCUGGCUGAGAGGGGUCCUGGGAGGGCUGGCCCCUGGGAGAGAGUCCUGGCUGGCUGAGGGGAGGGGGGCCCUGGGAGAGUCCUGGCUGGCUGAGGGGGCGGGAGAGCUGGCCCCUGGGGAGGUGUGAGAUUCCCUGGCUGGGGGGCCCUGGGAGAGUCCCGGCUGGCUGAGGGAGGGGGCCCUGGGAGAGUCCCUGGCUGGCUGAGGGGUGGGAGGUCCUGGCUGGCUGUGUGAGAGCUCCUGGCUGGCUGAGGGGUGGCCCCUGGGAGAGUCCUGGUUGGGAGGGGGGGGCCCUGGGAGAGUCCUGGCUGGCUGGGGUGGCCCUGGGAGAGUCCUGGCUGGCUGAGGGGGUGGCCCUGGGAGAGUCCUGGCUGGCUGAGGGGUGGCCCUGGGAGAGUCCUGGCUGGCUGAGGGGGGUGGCCCUGGGAGAGUCCUGGCUGGCUGAGGGGUGGCCCUGGGAGAGUCCUCCUGGCCCUGAGAUGGCUGGGGGGGCCCUGGGAGAGUCCUGGCUGGCUGAGGGGGGGCCCUGGGAGAGUCCCGGCUGGCUGAGGGGGCCUGGGAGAGUCUGGCUGGCUGGCUGAGCUGGCUGGGGGGCCCUGGGAGAGUCCUGGCUGGCUGGGGGCCCUGGGAGAGUCCUGGCUGGCUGAGGGGGGCCCUGGGAGAGUCCUGGCUGGCUGAGGGGGCCCUGGGAGAGUCCUGGCUGGCUGAGGGGGGCCCCGGGAGAGUCCUGGCUGACUGAGGGGGGGCCCUGGGAGAGUCCUGGCUGGCUGAGGGGGAGGGCCCUGGGAGAGUCCUGGCUGGCUGAGGGGGUGGGGGGCGGGGCCCUGGGAGAGUCCUGCAUGUUUGGGAGGGGACCUGGGAGGGUCUGACUGGGAAAGACCUUCACUGAUCUCUCCUGAUCCGAGUCCCUGUUGUGUGAAUGGCUUUUUUUUUUCUUUUGCACAGUAUCGAAUUUAGUAAGUCCAGGACUCUUUGUUCUGGUUAACGAUGCCCCAGUGAUGCUAUUUAGUGACACUGUCUGUGUUGGAGUUACACCUCCAUCAGCAAAGUGGUUAAAAUCUAAAAUGUGCAGCAUUUCACAAUGCUGCAAACACAGACUCCAAGCAGACCACUUCAAAUCACUGAAGUGGUCAUGGUGCUUGGAGUAACCCUUUAAAAGGGAGGAGGAAUUAGGCAGAGGAGGAUUAGAGUGGAGACUGACAAGUAAGUGCAUUACUUUAAAUUGUCAAUAUAACUUGUUAAAAUAUACAUCAAGACUUCAUAUACACUAAAAAACAUUUUUGGUGUAAGUUGGCCCUGAGCAGAAGAUCCACUCAUCACAAAGAAUGAAUGGAUCUUCCUUAUAAAUUGAUUGCAGCAUUUGCCUGUUUAGAAACUAUAGCUUCCAUGAUACUUUUUCAUUCUACAGACAUUCUAAAUGCAUGCAAAGCAUCAUGGGCGUUUUAGUUCUACAACAUCUUGGGAACUACCUUUUGGGCACCCCUGCUCUAAUGCUUAUUUACAAGUCACUGCAGUUCCAAGCCACUCAGAGCUGAGCAUUAGUUCAGGGUACUCAUUGAACCACCAAUUUUACAGUGAAGCUAAUAUGGUACAGGGAGUAACCUUUUAACUAGCGAACUCACAUUACAUGUUUUGAUGUUUGACAAACUUUCUUACAUAUUCUGUCUCUAUUUCUUUAGGUACAGGAUUCUCUUUGGGCACUUUUACUCCCAAAACAACCGCAUCAGGUUUUGGUUUUGGCGCAGCCACCACUACUGCAUCAACUGGCUUUGGAGGUAAGAAUUGGAAAUUAUGUAUGCAGAUAGAUUUUUGUGAUAGUUUUACCCUCUAGAAUGAUUGCUGUUAUAGUUUUUGGGUACGUCAUUAGAAAUACUCCAUGCAAGUUUGUCAUGUCUUACACAAUUAGGUGAUUUUCAAUUACAAAUAACACAUAGCUUUUAGCAUGCUAUGCCCUUCCUCCACUUAGAAACUUCAUGUUUAUAUGAAAGCAUGGCUUGUGAAUUACCUUGUGUAUAGUUUUAGAAAUCCUAAACUCCUAACCCAAGCCCUUUAUUGUAAAAAGGAGGAGAGAGAAAGGUAGCGCCAGGAGUACUUUGUGUAUUAUUAUAUGUAUAUAAUCUAAAUUUUUUAAAAAUAUAAAGGUAUUGUAAAAUAGAAUAUAAAAUACAAUACAGAGUGCAAAUAUAAAUGUCCACAAUGGGAAAAAUUCAACUUGCAAGGGAACAGUUACCUCUUAACAAAGGUAGUUUUCUUAUUAGUAAUUACGGGUAAGAAGAGACUUGGAAUCCGUUUGUGCAUAUAAGACAAUAGAAGAAAAAUCCCAAUGGUACAGUAUGUAUAUAUAAAACUAGCGGAGUAAACGGCAAUAUAGAUUCUACUCACAUUUACCAGAACUAUGAUCAGCUCUAGUUAUGACAGCGUAUUAUACCCACUUCUAGGAUAUAUGGGUAGGUGUGGUUCUCAGAUAUCCCAACAGAAUAACAUCAAAGGGAACCAGACCAAUGAAAAACAAAAAUAGAACGGAAUAUAGUGAUCUCUGUAUAUGUAAAGCCAGGAGUACUAAAAAAAAAAAAAAAUAUAUAUAUAUAUAUAUAUAUUGUACUCAAAUUUGGUUGAGCAGACUUACUGCUCGAUGGAUAGGGUGCAGGUGGCUUGAUUCUUUGGUGAGGUCCUCACUGGAGUAGAUAAGCAGGAUGCCAGGCAAGUUAAAAUUAAAUUAAAAUUAUUAAAGGAAAGGUAAUAUGACACAUAGUGUAAAAAUAGCCAAUAUUUUUUGAUUAACAUAAAUCAAAUUAAAAAGAUUCUGCAAUGCAUUUCGCCAUACAGGGCUUUAUCAAAUAUAGAUAGUAAGCUUGGCAGACAGAGGUUUAUAUAGGAAGUGACAGUCAAAACAAUUUUAAAAUUUUGGCACCAAAAUGACAGUACAAACAAAUUUUCAAUUGUGUUAAAAAGUCUUUCAUUUAUAUGUAUUAUAAGGGCAUAGUCCAACUUAAAUGUAAAAACAGAGCUUUAAACUAAAAGGCUAGGUUGCAGUUGAUCAUGUGACUUGCGACUCCAGUUCCGGGUCACGUGACUUGCCUUAUGGUUUAUGGAAAUAUAGGCUGGCACACACACAUACAAAAAAAACACUAACACAUGCGGCUUGUCUUUGUGCAUUGCACAUGCACCACGGAGGGAGGUGCAUGCGGGGUUGUCCUCGGAUCAUGUGUUGUAGUGCACUGUGUGUGCCUGCAAUAUCUACACACUGAAACGCCCAAAUAAAUGGAAGGUCCAGAGGCUGAGACGCUACGUGUUUAGGCAGUGUUAGAUUCAGGGAAAUAUUAACGGCCAUGUUGGUGUAAUGAAAAAUAACAGAAAUAAAAGAUAAGUAAAGAAAAAUAAAAGUAUAUAAAUAUAUAUAAAUUUAUUUUAUUGCUAUGGAAUGAUAAAUGCUGCUUUAGUGCACAUUUGCAAUGCUUUUACAUUUACAGACAAAUCUAAGCAGUGGGAGAAUGCUUCAGCGUUCCACCAUUUAGUUAAUGCAUCCCCUAAAUCCUGACAUUAGCGUAUCACCAACUCUGUCACUUUGCUUGCUGCCUGUCUCCCUACUUUAUCAUAUCUACUUUUUGGCUGUUUCCUGUUAGCUGUUGCUGGCCAUUUCAGAUAUACAGAUAUAUAUUCUCUAUAUCCGGUUGGAGAGUCUUAUUUGAUUUAUUUCUCCAGCUAGUGUGACAGUAUUUAAAUGUUUUGAGAGAACACAUUUGAAAAUUAUUUUCCUUGUUAUUUUGUUUUUAUAUUUGUGUAUUGCACACUUCAAAAAAACACACUUGUUUACGGUAGGGUGACAUUGCAGCAUAUAUGCAUUAUCAUUUUGUGCUAAUUAUAUACCACAAACAUACACUAAAUAAACACUAUGAUUUGUGUAAUUUAGGAAUCUGUGCUUCUUUUCCUUCUUCUAAGCUUGUUUCUAACUCUUACCAACUUUUCUUCAUGCUUCCCAUGCUUCAGGAUUUGGAGGGCUUGACUCUGCGACCUCCAGCAACAGUGGGUUUAACUUUGGGGGGUUCGGGCUAGCUGCCAAUCCCACAUUAAACUUUAAUGUUGGAAAUUUCAGUGUUUCAACUGCUCCAGCACCACCCUUCAAUUUUGGUAACAGCCUGGCAAAUGCAGGUAGAGAGAAAUUAAUAUAUGUGAUGUUUGUCAUCAAAUAUUCAGUGCAGUGGUCCACGAAUAUCCUGUAAAUAGUUCAUAAAGUGUUAGAAGCUGUAGCAGUUUCUAGGUUUUCUUUAUGGCAGUACAAUUUUAAUGUUUUGUCCUUUCACUAUAUACAUGUUAUACUAUAUGAUUUUCUGUAUUGUAAACAAUAAAAGCUAAGUUUUUUUUUUUUGACAAAAUAAGUUCAGGGACUAAAGCGUUUGCCAAAUCUACUUGUUCUGAUAGGUGGGUAAUGAACUUUCCAAAAAUUUCCAAAGGAGAAUUGUAGCUUGCUUUAUCAAAAAAUCUAACUAUAAUUAACUGAGACAACCUCAUAAGGCCAUUUAUAUCCAUUGACAUGCUUCGUUACAGAAAAGGCAGUGCUUAAACUGCUGAGCCUACAAGGUCAACCUCUUUGUUCCAGAACCACUACAUUAAACUGUCGUGCCUAAAGGGCCACUUUAAAAACUUGUCUUUGGGAAUAUAGUGUGGAGUGGGAUAAGUAAUGUAGUGUGUGGGAUAAGGCGGAAGUGUGUAUGUAGAUGAUGUAGUGUGUGUUUGUAUAGGGUGCGUGGUGCAGGAUAGAGAGUUUGCGUAUGAAACAUGUUGUGUGGGAUAUGGAUGUAGGGAACACAUUAUAGUGUGGUAUAGGGAUGUAGUUUGUAAGGCACCUAGUAUGGCUGAUUGUAAGACCUUUUUAAAGUGGCCAAUUAUAUAGAAAUAUUAUAUAAUUUGAGGAUAUGUUUUAUUUAUACUUCGUAUUUUCUAUGAUUACACUGGGCAUUUCAUUUUUAUAGCCAUUUCAGCACAACUUUUUGGAUAUUGUAAAUCACAUUAAAUCAAGCAGAUUUUAAUGGAACAUUCUGUGACAUUGUAACUAAGAACUUUAUUCUUGGAUCACUGGUGAUGCCCCCGCAUCUCUAUAGACCAGGGGUGGUGAACCUUCUGCUUUGCUAGCAUUAUUGCUGUAAGAGCAUUAUGGGAGUUGUAGUCCAAAACAUCUGGAGGGCAGAAGGUUCCCCAUCCCUGCUAAAGACAGUGACAUGUUUCCUUAGAAAACAUGUCCUUUGGAUUGGAUGUUGUGUGCAUUACAGUCUUCUUACACACGUCUAUUGGACUAGCGUGAGCACAGUUUAUGAAAUGAUGAAAAUUUUUGAUACUAUGUUAUCAGGCAUAUAAUUUUGUAAAUCGCUUUAAUUGGAAAUAUGCAUAGAUUUUGCUGGUCAAUUAAAUGCUUCACUCAUCACACAUACGUGACGAGUAAUUCAAAUCUGUUUUAUCAGUACCAGUUAUUCUUGGACCACUGUACUUUUUAUCACAAACAUUCCACCAAUCUGUUACCAUCCUGAAUUUAAGUCACUUAAAGGGAGUGUUCACCUUUUUCAUUUGUUUGUACAAUACGGGUUGAUUUAUGUUUCAUUUGUUAAUGUAUUGUUUAAAUUGUUUUUCCUAUGUUGAAAACUCCUCUGCAUGUGCUAUUGCUAACAAUAUUCAUUCUUCCAUCUUGCUGCAUGUUGUCAGCCAAGCUAAUAACCAUAAAAUACGUUUGUGGUUAUUUGUAUAAUUUGUUCAAAUUUUGGGCUGGUUUAUUUCAUUAACCCACCCUAAACAAGUGAAUAUAGUGUUUGCAUGUCUGUCUGCCCAUUCCAAUAUCUUGGAUUUUAAUGAAUUAAUUUAUUUUUAGAUAAUUUAAACAGGGUUUCUACUAACCCGCCUACAACAUGCUCAUCCCGUCACGGUUGUCUAGGUUGGAUGAAAUUAACUUUGAUAAUGCGGGAUUAUUCAUUUUAUUUUCUCAUGGGGGGGGGGCUGUGUGUGUCUAAAUAGUGCCUUGAGAAGCCAGUCUGUACUGGUGCUUCAUGCACUUAAUAUUGAAUCUUGCUCAUUAGCAUUAGGCAUUAACACUUCAUUUUUGUGCUUGUGCGAAUAGCAAAUAAUAUACAAAAAUCUGCUGUCAAUUGGUGAUGGCAACAGGUGGCUGGAGUGUGCUUCAGUAAGUGUCACUGACUUGUAAGAGAGGGAUGUAUAUACAUGGCGAUCAUGCACCAAACUCUUCUGUGAUUUAAAAGCAACUUUGUAAAGGAACACUAUGGCACUAGGUACAAAAAAAAACCUAUACAGAUACCCCCAACAUGUGCCUUAAAAAUCUAUGAAAUUAAAGUUUUACUCACUAUUUUUCAACACUAAGACUCCCUCUGCGCUGCUCACUUACUCGCCUCCUGCAAUGUCGUGGAAGAGGCAAUCAAAUACUCCUCGUAGAAGAGCAUUGGAGACCUGAUCGUGCGCACAUCUAACAUUUUCCCAUAGGAAUGCAUUGUAUUUAAUGCUACAAGUUUCGGAGUCACAAAGCACCUCUAGUUGCUGUCAGUUCGACAGCGACUAUAGGUGGAUAUUACAUUGCAAAGUAAACAAGGCAGUUUGCAAAAACACUUUAUUUUUAACUCCUUAAGGACACAACUUCUGGAAUAAAAGGGAAUCAUGACGGAAUAUUUCCGUCAUGUGUCCUUAAAGGACCACUAUAGUGCCAGGAAAACAUACUCGUUUUCCUGACACUAUAGUGCCCUGAGGGUGCCCCCACCCUCAGGGACCCCCUCCCGCCCGGCUCUGGAAGGGGGAAAGGGGUAAAAACUUACCUUUUUCCAGCGCUGGGCGGGGAGCUCUCCUCCUCCUGGGCUGAAUGCUUUCCUAUGGACGCUUGCGUGCCCUCACUGUGAAAAUCACAGUGAGAAGCACGCAAGCGCCUCUAGUGGCUGUCAAUGAGACAGCCACUAGAGGCUUUGGGGGAAGGCUUAACCCAUUAAUAAACAUAGCAGUUUCUCUGAAAAUGCUAUGUUUAUAAAAAAAAAAAUGGGUUAACCCUAGCUGGACCUGGCACCCAGACCACUUCAUUAAGCUGAAGUGGUCUGGGUGCCUAGAGUGGUCCUUUAAGGUGUUAAAAAAAAAAAUGUUGUUGUUUUUUAUUACAGGGUUAAAAGGAUAGGACCAAUUCAUUGAGAUUAAGUGGUCUGGCUGACUUUCAUAUCUCUCUAACCUUUUUACUACUAUUAGAGAGCAAUACAUAGUUUUUAAGCUUUGUGCAGGUAAGUUUGAGGUUAUUCAGUGGAAAGUUUAUGGAAUCGUCGGUUUAGACUAAUAUAUAAAAGGUGAGAUAGUGAUUGUAAUAGCUAGUUAGAUUGUAAAUUUAGUUGGUUGUUGGGUAUUUGACUGUUGAUAAGCUUAUGUGUGGUGGUCAGGAUACAUAAACUUGUUGGUACAGUGAUUGAAUAUUUGUGAUUUUCUCCUAAUGGGUGUUUAGUUUCCCCGAUAAUAAGUACUUGUAUAUCCUUUUUGGAGUAGUUUCAUUUGGUAUGCUAAUAAACUUCCAAACUAGACAUGGACAGUUGGGAAACUGUGAUGGACAUGUCAUAUUUGCACUUUAAUUUCCCCAAAAGAGACUGGGGCUACAUGUCUAGUGGAAAAGUGGUGAAAAGAUAAACACAAAAAUAAUCCUCUGGAUUGUUUACAUGUGAUAAAUGUAUGCUUAUGUCCAUAUUUAUUUAGAAUAGGUUGUUUUGGAGUGUCCGUUUAAUGGAGAGUAUGUAUGGCAACAUCUUAUGGUUGGUUUUUUUUUUGGCCACCAACUGUUCUCUUAUCUCCUUCUCUUGCUAUCUCUCUGUACUGGGAUAAUUGAUGAUGUCUUCAAACUUCACACCUGCAGUUUACUGGAGGACUGACUAAAAGAGCAGCUAAUUUAACUAUUUAUAUAGAUUAUCCUUUUCACGCAAAUUCUAUUUUUGGCUCUCCUGCAAUAUAUAUCCGUUUUUACCUUCAACGUGCUCAUGGAAAUAGGCAAAAACCAUGCCCAUUUUAUUUCCAGUUUUGCUACAUAUUUUCAUUGUUCUCUUUUCUUGAGGUGGUUUUGGAGGUUUUGGUAGCACGACAACUACAGCUUCAGCACCUGCAUUUAGCUUUUCUGCUCCUACUAAUUCAGGCACUACAGGUAAGUCAGAACUAAGGGGAAAGUGUCACUUCCAAUUGUAAUUAUAUUAAAAUUAAGGUUUUUCUUUUCUUUGCUUGUUUUACAUUUGGAUAUAUUCCUGUUUUUCCUGAUGUAAAUAAAUAUUGCUGUGUUCACCUGGUUUUUCUAUAAGUUUGCUUUGAGGGUUUGGUGACAUGACUGCAUUAGUGUGGCCAAUAUAAAUUCUCCAGUCCCUAUUGUCGUAGAAAACAGCCAGAAAAGUACAGGAAUGGAAUUUUUUGUAUUUUUUUUUUUAAAGGGACAUAGUCACCUGAACAACUUCAGCUUAAUGAGGUUGUUUAGGUGAGAACAAUGGCUUCCUGCAGCCCUUUUCAUGUAAACACUGUAUUUUCUGAAAAAAUACAGUGUUUAGCUUGGAAGCUAGGAACACCUCCAGUGGCAGUCACUCAGACGGCCACCGAAAGGAACUUCCGAGUUAAAUGCUGCCUAAUUCGCAUUCAUCACAUUUGAUUUCUUCAUGUUUGACUGACGACAUCAAACGUGCUACCAGGACAAAGAAGGCACUGUGAACGCGCUUCCUGUGUCCUGUAGUAACCCGGAGCCUGUCAGCAAUCAGAGCCGACCGUGUGAGAGAUAAGGAUCUCCUGCACACAGCAUUGGCUCGGGCUGACAGGCAGGAGGAUCUACUGACUUCAAAUAGUAAGUAAACUUGUUUUAAAAAUUGUGUGUGUUUAACAACAUUUAAUUACAAAGUGUGUGUGUGUGUGUAGAGGUAUCUCUAUAUAAUGUUUGCAUAUAAACUUUUGGCUUAGGAGGGGGGUGGGCAUAGACGUGAACGCGCACGUGCGCGGCAGAGCGCUCAGUUCAUUUAUAGAGCCAGCAUUCAAUGAUGUUCUAUGAAGAACACAUUGAUGCAGCGCGAAGCCGCACAUGCGCACCACAGAGCGAUGACUCUUCUCAAAGAGAAGUGUCUGAGCCCUGCUAUUUUGUCGUUUUGAUGGAAAAGGGGGCAUGGCCUGCCGAGGAGCUUGGCACUAGAAUGGAGGUAAGUUUAUAUGAGAAAAAGCACUUGGAUUUGGCAAAAUUAAUACAAAAGCAAGAAAGAAGGCAUUGGGACCUGUCUUUCUUGCUUUUAUAUGCUCCUUUAAUAUCUAAAAUAAAACCCUCUCAUUCUCUUUAAUCUCACUGAGUGGGCAACUUACCACGUUACCCAAGUAACAUCCAUUAACGUAUCGAUGAACCCAGAACAACCAGUGGGGUGCCUGACAUGUCAUGGUGUUAAACUCCCUCUAGAAUUCCAUGAGAGCAGGGAUCUCCUGUAAGUGCUGUUGCUGGUUGUAUCUUUAUAGAGAUGUUCAGCAACCUGACAGUCUGAAGCCUGCUGGGGCAAUAGCUAUGAAAGCUGACCACCAUUGUUUUGCUUUUUUCUCCACUGUGCUUACAUGAUCAAGAUGAAGUCUGCCUAUUCAUUAUACGUGAAUGAAAACCUUCUAGACAAACCUUCAUUUACUGUACUACAUCAUAUAUGGUGCUCACAAAAUUUCCCAGAUGUUUCUCAUAAGAUACAUUUGUGUGUCUCUCUUUUCUUUUUCCCAUCAAAAUAUACUUGUUUGGUGUUUAUUCUGUCAUUAAAUACCAAUUUUCAUGAACCUGCCAUUUCCAACAGGGUUGUUCGGCGCUGCCCAGAACAAAGGUUUUGGUUUUAAUACUGGUUUUGGCGCAACUGCAACAAAUACAGGACUGGGUGCAGGUCUAGGAACCGGUUUAGGAUUUGGAUUCAACACUCAACAGCAGCAACAACAGAGUGGUUAGUAUGAAAAUGGUGUUUUGGCUUGUAAUUUUCUGAUAGUUCCGGUCUCCUUGUAGAUGUCAAGUUUGUCGUUGGAAUUAAAAGCAGUACUAACUUGUUUAUGUUCAUUAUAUCAACAUUUCCACUCAACUUGAUCAAUAUGGGAAGUUAGUUAUAUCAGUAUUUUAUUUUAUUAUUUGUACCAAAUUAAAACCUACUUCAGACACUAGCACCUUUAUAGUGAUUGUAAGGCUCUACCUUGUCUAAUGUUUGUAUUACAUUCAAGGCAAUUCAUUUGCAAUAUAGUGCACUAAUCAUGCAUGGAAAAAGAAAAUUCAAUCUUUAUUCUGUAUUUACAGUGAAAGAUAAGACUGAAUCGUUGAUCUUUCAGGAAGCCAGUCGCUCUAAACACAUAUAUAUAUAUAUAUAUAAUUUUUUUUUUUUUUCUUAAUGCAGUCUUAAAGUUAAGUUCUUCAAGCUUUUUAAUAGUUAAUAGAAUAACGCUCAGAGCUUUUUAAAAUAAAGUUUACUUACCUUAAUCCAGCACGGGGCAACUCACUGAUGUUCCGUGCACCCCCUUCUGACAUCACAUGAGCCAUAUAAAGGUCCAGUCAAAAGCUUUUCAUACAGAAUCAUUUGAUUGGACCAUUUUACUAGCUCUAGGUGGGUGCUCUGAGCUGUGGAGGGAAAGGAGAAGGGAAGGCAGGUGAUUAAGAAUAACUGAGGGGCUUGGGAGGAGGGAGGGAAGAGAAGAGCCUCUCCAUUGCAGGCUUAGCCUGCAAGAGAGAUGCAGUUACGUAUGUUGCCUAUGUGCAGUGAACGCUGACGACAGAUGCAAUUUUCGCACAGAAGUGAUAGUAUGUAGCCCAUUUCUGGGCUGCCUAAGUCAUGUGUGCUGGGGAUGCAAAAUAUCUCUGGAUGUGCAGUGUUUCAAACAGAAACACUGCAUAUCGAUACUCCUACCACCUUGACCUCUUCAAAAAGCAAAAGUGGUUGGAGUAACUCUUUAAAAACCGGUUUGCCUUCAUUGUAUGUGGUUGUGAUGGGCAUCCAUGCGUCAAUGGCACUAUGCAGGUUCCUGUGAGGGAAUAGACAAUCCCUGUCGCCCAUUGCAUAUACAGAUUGGUAUACCACUUUUUUUUUUCUUCUUUUUCAUUGCAGGACUUGGUGGUCUGUUCAGCCAGCCUGUUCAGAACAAUGCUCAAUCCAACCAUCUGAUAAACACUGCAAGUGCACUUUCUGCACCUACCUUACUUGGAGAUGAGAGAGAUGCCAUUUUAGCAAAAUGGAAUCAGCUUCAAGCUUUUUGGGGAACAGGCAAAGGAUAUUUCCACAACAACAUACCUCCUGUAGAGUUCACACAAGAAAAUCCAUUUUGUAGAUUUAAGGUAAUUGAGCACUUAUGUAAAUUAAGAUUUGUGUUAGACACUUGCCAAUACUUUUAGACUUUGUAUUCCAAACAAUGUGUCUGUUUGCACAUUUAACCUCAGUACGGCAAUUGAACAGGUUCUUUAUGGUAAUAUACAGUUUGUUUUUUUUCAGAUCAUUGCAUUUAAUGCUACCUACAUUUUCUAUUCUAUUAAUUACAUCAAUUACUAUGCUUUAUUAUACAAACCAUGUAUUAUUUUGUUUCCAUUUACUUACUGAUACCUUGUAAUGGAAUAUAUUAAGAUCCUUUUAAUCUAUUUUUUCUGUGCAGGCUGUUGGUUUUAGUUGCAUACCUAAUAACAAAGAUGAAGAUGGGUUGGUGGCCUUUGUGUUUAACAAAAAGGAGUCAGAUCUAAGAGCUCAGCAGCAGCAGUUGGUUGAAAGUCUUCAUAAAGUCCUCGGAGGCAACCAAACACUCACUGUAAAUGUAGAAGGUGUUAAAACGAUGCCUGAUGACCAGUAAGUAGUACAAUCAGUUUGUUACUUCAUAUAAACUAGUUACUGUGUUGGAAAAAAGGACUUGUAUUUUCAUAAUGCUGCUCUUGAUUGGAUGUAUAUCUGGCAUUCAGAUAAAGGUCUACAUCAGGGGUAGGCAACCUUCGGCACUCCUGGACUACAUACCCCAAAAUGCUCUUACACCCAUAAUGCUGGCAAAGCAUCAUGGGAGGUGUAGUCCAAAACAGAGUGCCGAAGGUUGCCUAUGCCUGGUCUUUAUAGUACUGAUGCUAUUGUUUAAUUUCAUUUUGCAUUGAAAUGCUCUCAGGAUUUCAAAGUAAACGCGCAGGUCUUGGUAAAUGGGCUGGGUUCCAGCCCUGCCAAAUGGUGUUCUUGCUACUCACAACUAGACUUUCUGAGGCCCAGGCUCUGUUUGGAGGCCUCAGCUCGCUUUUCUUACAUGACUCUCAACUCGCCUAAUCAUGUACAUUUCACUUAAUUCAUUUUUAAAUAUUGUUGAAAUAAGAUUUGUGAGUUAACAUAUUCUAUUCGCUCACGCAACAAUUAGAAUGAAUGUCUUUCUUUGCAAUGUCUUUUUGAUUUCUUAAUUGGUUCUUAGUCUAUGUACAAACUCUGGACUGUAUAUAAACAUGAUUCCUUUGUGAAAGGAAUGUGAUUUAUUGUCUUUUUUCCCCUUAGAACGGAAGUUGUAAUCUAUGUUGUCGAAAGAUCUCCAAAUGGCACGUCUAGGAGAGUACCAGCCACUACAUUGCACAAUUAUUUUGAACAAGCAAAUGUUAAAGCUAACCUGCAACAGCUGGGAGUAACGCUUAUCAUGGCCCGAACUGAGCUUUCACCAGCACAGAUAAAGCAACUUUUACAGAACCCACCUGCAGGUCAGUAUUGUCAGUAGUGACCUUGCUUUUAGUAAUAAUGUGAGCUUUUCAACAAAAUGGUAAGACCUGUGUUUUCUGAACUGUGCAAUGCUUUUUCUUUCUUUUUUUUAGUUUUUUUUUUUAUACCCCAGUUGGAUGGCAAUUGUAAUCCAAGCUAAAAUGUAUCAUCCAGAUCUGACAGUAUUGAUAUUGGCAAUGCAUUGUACAUCCUGCAUUAUUAUUACAAGGGCAAGUCUUUGGAUGCUGGGGGCAACCCUGUUUUUUGGGACAAUCUAAUUUGUGCUUAGAUUGUGCCUUUAAUUUCAUUUGCAUUUUACCCAGGGAUAUAUAGGGGUGUUAUGCCCACCAUAUGCAGGUUUUUCUAGGCACACCAUUUCAUCAUGUUGACUGGCAACACAUAAUGUUGCCCUGUAGUGUAGAAUGUUUGUCUCAGGAUUCCGGAUUGAUUUAUGUUCUCACUUAUUAUCUGCAGCAUAUUCUACAUACUAACUGGCAGCACUUUCCAUAUGCUACUAAGUUUGUACAGGGUUGGCCAAAAUAUAGAGUAGGAUUUCACAGCUAAAUAUCUUAUUUAUUCAUUUUUUUGUUUUUGCAGGUAUAUAUUAUAACUGAGUCUUGGGUAAUUUCACAAAAGAACAAUUAGCCAGAGAGAAAAAUGUAUGCAUUAUCUCAUCAUGUCUAAUGAAGUUCCUUUUCAUUUAAAUAGCUUCGUCAAUAAACAAAAACUGUUGUUGGGGUACAGAAAAUCCACAUAUAAUUAAUCUGUGCCAAUUGCAUCCUACCCGUCUGGUGCAGGGUGAAAAUGUAGGAAGUUGUCGGGCAGAAAUUCAAGCACUGGAGCAUCAAACAUCCCUCAGGGUCCCCCUCCCGUCCGGCUCUGGAAGGGGGAAAGGGGUAAAAACUUACCUUUUUCCAGCGCUGGGCGGGGAGCUCUCCUCCUUCUCUCCUCCUCCGUUCCUUCUCCUGGGCUGAAUGCGCACGCGCGGCAAGAGCUGCGCGCGCAUUCAGCCCGUCGCAUAGUAAAGCAUUUACAAUGCUUUCCUAUGGACGCUUGCGUGCUCUCACUGUGAAAAUCACAGUGAGAAGCACGCAAGCGCCUCUAGUGGCUGUCAAUGAGACGGCCACUAGAGGAUUAGGGGGAAGGCUUAACCCAUUCAUAAACAUAGCAGUUUCUCUGAAACUGCUAUGUUUAUAAAAAAAUGGGUUAACCCUAGAAGGACCUGGCACCCAGACCACUUCAUUAAGCUGAAGUGGUCUGGGUGCCUAGAGUGGUCCUUUAACUAAUGCUAAGAACCAAUGCAAACAAGAGCCAUACUUUGCGAGGUGGCAAAUGGAGCUCAUUUGAACAAACACAUCUCCAUACAUUAAGCAUUCAUUAUAUAUAAUAUCAUUGAAAUUGGUUCAUUAAUAAAAAAUAAAAAAUAAAGUUGACUCCUCAAACCCUACCCCGAAUUUUGGCACACCGUGUAUAAGCAAUCUGCAUCAUGGACAGUAGGGUGGAUAUGUCAGUAUGAAUCUGGAAAAACUGUUUUGAUUUACUUUAUUUAUAUUUUAGGUGUUGAUCCAAUUAUUUGGGAACAAGCCAAGGUUGAUAAUCCAGAUCCAGAGAAGUAAGUACAUAUUGGUUUUAUAGUAUUUCGUUCUAAUAUCUUAUCACCAAGUCGCACAGUGCUUAGGGGUUACAGGUAGCAUACAAGUUAGGCAGCCAACUGCUUGUAAAUAUUGUGGUAUGUGCUUUACUUUAACACAGAUUGAUUCCUGUCCCAAUGGUGGGCUUCAAGGAGCUUCUGCGCAGACUUAAGGUUCAAGAUCAGAUGACAAAGCAACACCAGUCCAGAUUAGAUGUAAGAUUUGAAUUUAGUUGUGUUCCAUUCAUCUCUCCUGAAAAGGUAGUAAAAGCAUUGUAGUUUUUGCUUCUGUUAACACUAUUCUUCUCAAUGUAGAUAAUAUCUGAAGACAUUAGUGAACUGCAGAAAAAUCAAGCAACAACAAUGGCCAAAAUUGCACAGUAUAAAAGAAAAUUAAUGGAGCUUUCACAUAGAGUUCUCCAGGUAAAUCUUCUUCUAUAAUUUUAUAUUGUUGAUCCAAAAUGUAUUCAGUUCUAUAAUCAUGCUUAAACAUAAGAAAAUGGACUAAAUGUUUGUGUGCACAGAUUACCAUGUGGUUAGGCAUAAAUGUGGGCAGAUUUUGUCGAUUUGUAGAUUCCAGCUCCCAACUUCUUUCUGUUUUUAGUUGUUUCUUUUCUCUACAUAACCAGUGUGGGAUGUUCUUGAAGAUGCACUUAGAUGUUUUGUUACCUUCUUUAUAUAAAACCUGUUUAGAUGUUUGACAUAAAAAUCACAUUAAUGUUGAGUUAAAUGAUUGAUGACAUUUUUAUAUCGUAGGUUCUAAUUAAGCAAGAGAUUCAAAGAAAGAGCGGCUUUGCUAUACAGGCUGAAGAGGAACAGCUCCGUGUGCAGUUGGAUACAAUCCAAAGUGAACUUAAUGCUCCGACACAGUUCAAGGUAUGGUCGCAACAUGUUCCAGUUUAUACUGAAAGCAAAUGGUCUUUGUUUGCUUGCUGUUUGUUUUUAUUUCUAUGGUAAACCACAUAGAGGCAUGUCAGAAAUUAGUUUUGCCUCUUGUGGUACUAAAUUUAAGGGUGUAACCUUGCUUUGUAUGCAUGAUAAGUACUCUAUUAUUGUCAAUUGCUCAGCAGUUUGUCAUUAUUUAUCAACUUGGUUUCAUCAAAGCAAGUGAGACAUACAGGAACAGUAGCUGUUGAGGGUCUACAUACUAAGUAAAGUAGGGUAACAUGUGCUUUUGUCUGUUUUCCAGUAGGAUUUUAUGCAACUUAAUGAUAUAAUUAUUACCCUGGGCAGUGAUGUGAAAGGUUACCAUUGUCAAUUUUGCCCCUGCAAUCUCGCUUCUCACGUCUAUUCCAUUUAGGGGUUCAAUCAUUGUUUAUGCACCCCUAACUAAACUUUCCAUGGCUGUGACUUUCACAGCCUUCCUACACACUACCUGAUUUUUGUAAAACAUUUUUUUAAAGAUUCUUUUAUUGCACGCCGCGUUUAUUUAAACUUUUGUACCUCCUUCUCCAAUAGCCUAUUAGAGCCCACAGCACCUUCCUGUCUGUGAUUAAAAUCGAUUCAUACACCAGGCAAUAAGAACUUCUAAAGUAAACACUGUGCUUUAAGAUCUGAUGGUCAAUGAAACUGUUUCUUUCAUGUUGGCCCUGUAAGCCACAGCCAAGAAAGUUAUGGCACGGACUGCAUAAACAGAAACAAAGGUGAUUGGACUGCUAAAUGGCAGAAAAAUAGACAAUGAGACUGUAGUGGCAUAGUCUAUAAACCAAAACUGCUUCAUUAAGCUAAAUGCCAAAGAAUACUUUUAUGCGUUACCUGUCUAUCUCAAGUUGACUUUUGGGUGUUCCUUUUUGGAUUAGAAGCUCAGUCAUGUUUAAACAUGACCUUGUCUAUCUAAAACCACUCCUAUCUUCUUUGUAAUAAUUGUUUUCCAUUUUUUUUAUACAUCCUUUUUUUUCAUCAUUAUUAUAUUGUUCUAUUAUUCUCAUUUUUAUUUAUUUUUCAUUAUAGUGAUUUUUAAAUUUUAUUGCGAUAUUUAUUUAAAUUUCUUUUUAUUCGUUUUUUAUAUUUGUAUUUUUCUCUAUUUUAAGUAUUACUUUGAUUUUUAUUUUUUUGUAAACACUAUGGAUUUACUAAUUUUCAUUUCUCAUAUUUUUUAUAUUUUUUUUAGAGGAAGAUAUACUACUGUCUACAGAUAAGAUUAUCUUACACUUGUUUUUGCCCCCUUUUUUCACGAGCUGAACUCAAAGAUCUAAGACUUUUUCUAUGUACACAAAAGGCCUAUUUCUCUCAAAUAUUGUUAACAAAUCUUAGUGAGCACUUCUCCUUUGCGAGAUAAUCCAUCCAUCUCACAGGUGUGGCAUAUCAGGAUGCUAAUUAGACAGCAUGAUUAUUGAAAAGGUGUGCCUUAGACUGGCCACAAAAAAAGGCCACUCUAAAAAAAAAAAAAAAAAAAAAGUUUUACUGUAUUGGGGAGGUCUGGGAUGUGUCUGAAAACCAGUCAGUAUCUGGUGUGAUGUUCAGCUGUAUCCCAUUUUGCUAUACUUUCUAUGUUUACACAACUAUCCCAAAUUUCCAAGCUUGACGUGAAAAUGAACACAGAUGGGCUAUAUUGGUGCUUAGAGAAUCCAUUUAAGUCUUCAAGGACCCAUGUUAGGCGAUGCCUUAUUAUCAUGACAGUACUGACAUUCAUAUCAGUCCUGAAGGAAUUCGUGUAAGGCAUUCAGUGGAUAUGCUACAUUAACAUGGUAGCUGGAAUAGUUUUCUUAAAUUCAGUUAUAUUAAAGGACCACCAUAGGCUUAAUGAAGUGGUCUGGGUGUCAGGCCCAGCUAGGAUUAACCCUUUUUUCUAUAAACAUAGCAGUUUCAGAGAAACUACUAUAUUUACCUAUGGGUUAAUCCAGCCUCUAGUGGCUGUCUCAUUGACAGCCGCUAGAGGGCUUCCGCGCUUCUCACUGUGAUUUUCAGUGAGAAGACGCCAGCGUCCAUAGGAAAGCAUCGAUAAUGCUUUCUUAUGGACUGGCUGAAUGCACGUGCGGCUCUUGCCGCGCAUUCAGCCAGUGACGGAAGAAGAGGGAGGAGAGCUCCCCGCCCGGUGCUGGAGAAAGAGGUAAGUUUAACCUCUUCCUCCCCCUAGAGCCCAGCGGGAGUGGGACCCUGAGGGUGGGGGCACCCUCAGGGCACUAUAGUGGUCCUUUAAGCUCUUCAUCCUUUCUUUUUCUCAUCAUCCAGAAACAGUCAGUAUAUGUCCCAUUAUUCUCUGCUUCUCAUAUGCUUUAGUUGCCUAUUCUUUAAAGGUAGGUAGUAUUACAUAACUUUUAAUUAUAAUUCCUCAGUAUAGACUGCAGUAUAUUUUGUACAGUGACUCCUUCAAUGCUUUAUAUCAGGGGGAGAGUUUUAUAGGAAAAAAGGAAUAUAUUUAGUGUAUUUGGAUUACAGUUACAACUGCAAUAGCAGUAAUGAGUGCGUUAUUAAUUUAAAAGUCGAUUAGCAGUAUACAUUUGGAAAAAGUUAAAUGAUGUCUCCAUCCACAUAAACGGUUGUCAUGGUAGGGAAAUGCAGCCAUAUUGUUUCUUUUUAGGUCCAUUGAUUGUUAUGCAUGGUUGUGUAAUGUCCAUCGUACUGGACUAGGUGCAACUAUAGUACACUUUGUUUCCUCAUGAUGUUAUACCCCACAAAGCAAUGCAAACUAAACCUUGACAUUUUAGAAGAUCUGGAGUGCAGAGUCCCAAGUAAAGUUUCUAUAAGCUUUUUUCCAUUCUCAGAGUUCUCAUAUUCUUAAUUUUUGUUGCAAUGCAUUAGCUUAUAUAAAAGGGUGAUUCAGACGUGGACCAUGUGCUCACUGUGCCCAGAGGGGUAUGAGCUACACAUUACUGACGAGGGCUUAAGAAGGCUGAAACGAUCAUCUGGGGUUACUGUAUCUCUUGUGAAGAGAUAAUUUACCGGCAUUUUGGUUUUGGGCUGCCCUCAUGGGUGAGAUCAGUCUGAUGUGCUUUGGAAUAUGUUCUCUCUGUAAUGGCACAAGUGAGCGAAAACUAUUUUGAUACCUGAGCGUGGAUUUACCGAAGGGCAAGUUAAUGAGUUUCUGUAAGCUUUUGUCCAUUCUCAGAGUUCACAUUGUUUACCUUUCUUAAAUAAUUACAUUUUAUAAUGGUAAAUGGUGCAAUAUACUACUACACAGUUCAGUAUUAAUUUUACAUUUUAUGGAUUAAUAAAGCUGUUCUCAAAGAAUAGAUUGCCUGCUUUAUUGGCGCCAUGUGUUGUGCGUUUCAUAUGUUUCCUAUAGUUUGUGCGUGUUGUAACACAAAGUGUGGAAAUUUUUAUUUUAUGUGCGUUUAGUACAAAAUGGAGUGCCGUUUUAAGAAUUGCUUUUUUUAUUUUCAGGGGAGACUAAAUGAACUUAUGUCUCAAAUCAGAAUGCAAAAUCACUUUGGAGCAGUAAGAUCCGAAGAAAAAUAUUAUGUAGAUGGAGAUCUCUUGAGAGAAAUCAAACAAGUGAGUCAUUACUUAGAGCUUUGCAAUUGUUCAAAUUGUGUUUCUGUACUAAUGAAUUCUGUUGGGUUCUAAAUUCAUGAAUAUAUGACAUGUUUAGCAGUAUUCAGGACCAUAAUAAUGUGUACCUCGCAGCCUUCUAGAAUAAAAACACCCAUGAGUUUAAAAAAACCCACUUUUCUGGGUAAUGUUUUUGCUGUGGUAGGGGAUUGGGUUAUAUUCUUCUAUCUGUUCUUUUUACCACAAGAUUCUUAUUGUUCCCUCUCAAACUAAAAUUGAAAACCUGUAAAGUACCAUACAUUCCUAUAAAUGUGUAUUAUAGAAUAUUUUAUUUAUUUUUAUAUAUAUAUAUAUAUAUAUAUAUAUAUAUAUAUAUAUAUAUAUAUAUAUAUAUAUAUGACUAUAAAGUUACAUUUGAAAACUCAUUGUUACAGUAUAUUAUCAUAAAUUACAUAAUCCAUACAACACAAUAACAGGUUAGGUUGCUAAAGUGAGACCUGCCAAAAAUAGGAGUACAUUGGCUUUUACAAUGUAUGAUCAUAUACUAGAACUAAACCCCUAUUGUUUUUGCCUGUUAGGGUUUUUUUUGGGAAACAACUUUCAGUGUGUAAGCUGGAUCCCAGCAGUGUGUGUUCCAUUUAAAUUUUGGUACUGUAUAUGAAUAUAAAAAGCCCUGAUUUCAUACACUGAACAUUUUUUUUUUUUCCUUUUAAUUUCUAGCACUUAAAACAACAGCAAGAAGGAUUAAGUCACUUAAUUGGCAUUAUCAAAGAUGACCUGGAAGAUAUAAAGCUCAUUGAACAUGGACUGAAUGACAAUAUUCAUAUUCGAGGAGGAAUGUUCAGUUGACCAGGCAACACUAAUUGCUUUUAGCUCAGUAUCUGAAACAUACAUAUUGUCGUUCAAGCUUUAAGAAGAACUCUCUACAAUAGACUGAUUGGAUUACUGUAGUCUUCUUGCAAUGCCAUGAUGCAAAUAAAACCGCACUUAUUUGCAAUUUAACUAGAUUUUGAGUAGUGUUUGAAAACGCGUCAGAUAUUCUGACAGUGUGGAAACAAUUUAUGCUCUCAGUGUGUUCUAUCUGGUUUCUAAAUCUAUUAUCUUUGUGGACUUGAGUUGUGGCUUUUGAAAGAACACUUUUGUAAAGCAGCCUAUGGUAUAGAGGGUGGAUGCAAGAUAAAUCUCCAGCUGUGAUUAAAGAAUUUCCUAUUCAGGGACUGGUAAACUUAUAAAAGAAAUAUGACUUUUCAAAGUUUAGUUAUUAAUAUUUUGCAAGAAUAUCUGUAAUAUUGAUGACUGCAUAACUUUUUAAUAUUAAAAUCUGUGAUAUAUGUGCUAUAGUAGUUUUCUGACUAAUAGUUCCUAUAAAUAAAUAUUUUUCUUAA